GGCGCCUUCGACCUCCGCCCGCCGGGCCCCAAGGGCGGGGCUCCUCGGCUGACGGGUCACCAGCUGCGCUCCCAGGGUUUCCUCUCUGCUCGCAAUGCCUCCGCCACGAGGUGACGUGACAGCCUUGUUCCUGGGGCCUCCGGGCUCAGGAAAGUCCGCGCUCAUCGCAGCGCUGUGUGACAGUGAUGUGGAGACGGUAGAGAUCCCCGAGGGACGGCCGGACUCUGGGAUUCCCAGCUUGAGAGCGGCAGGUCCCGGCCUCUUCCUUGGGGAGUUGAGCUGCCCCCCAGCAGCGCCUGGGCCCUGGGCGGCAGAGGCCAACGUGCUGGUGUUGGUGCUACCCGGGCCCGAGGGAAAUGAGCCCUUGGCUCCGGAGCUGGGAGAGGCAGCGCGGGCCGCCUUGGCCCGAGGGACCCCGCUGCUGGCUGUGCGGAGCCUCAGUCCCGAGGAUUCACAGCGUGCGGCCCAGGCUCGCGAUCAGACAGCGGCGCUGUUGGACAGCGCAGGGCUGGGGGCAGCGGCUCUCUUCGUGCUGCCGGCUGACUGCGGCCGUAGUGACGGCUGCGAGGAGCUAGAGCGCCUCAGGGUGGCGCUGCGGAGCCAGGCGGAGACGCUGCAGAGGCACUUGCCUCCUGCCCAGGAUGGUUUCGAGGUGCUGGGUGCUGCAGAGCUGGAGGCUGUGCGAGAGGCCUUCGAGACCGGUGGCCUAGAGGCUGCACUGUCAUGGGUGCGUGCAGGCCUGGAACGCCUGGGCAGUGCGCGGCUGGACCUAGCCGUGGCGGGUACAACUGAUGUGAGCCUUGUGCUGGACACACUGCUCGGGUUGGAUCCUGGUGAUCCAGGGGCCAUGCCUGCUUUGGAACCCACGGAGCCCACCCCAUGGCCUGCCCCGGAGCGUCCCAAUGUGGUACUCUGGGCCGUGCCUCUGGGCUCUGUGGGCUCAGCCCCUGGCGCUGUCCCUCACCCAACCCAAUAUGAUGCCCUCAUUCUCGUGACCCCUGGAGCCCCCACAGAGAAGGAUUGGGCCCAGGUCCGUGCCUUGGUGUCACCAGAUGCGCCUCUUGUCUGUGUGCGAACAGACGGUAAGGGCGAGGAUCCUGACUCUCAGAAGGAAGCGGAAACAGUGAAGCCCAUAGGACAGAGCUUGGAAAACACGGGCAAAGAAGGAACACUGGAAAAAGUGUUCAGCGAGGAGAAAUGUGGCACAGGAUCACACAAAGCUGGUGGUGGGGAAGGUUCAGAGCCAGCUGGUGGCCAGAGUUCGCAGCAGGUGGUUGGCGCCAACAUCCGGGGCAGUGGAGACCCUGGGCACAGGGCAGCUCUGAGCCCAGAGGACGAGUCGUGGGAGGUGCUGGAGGAGGCGCUGCCGCCCGUGUUCCCCCUGCGGCCCCGCGGGCUCCCAGGGCUUUGCGAGUGGCUGCAGCAUGCGCUGCCCCCGGCCCAGGCUGGGGCGCUCCUGUUGGCCUUGCCGCCCGCCUCACCCAGCGCUGCUAGAAAGAAGGUAGCAGCGCUGCGGGCUGGGGCGUGGAGGCCGGCUCUGCUGGCCAGCUUGGCGGCAGCCGCGGCCCCUGUACCCGGGCUAGGCUGGGCCUGCGACGUGGCGCUUCUUCGCGGUCAGCUCUCUGAGUGGCGGCGGGCGCUGGGCCUUGAACCUGCAGUGCUGGCGCGGCGGGAGCGCGCCUUGGGCUUGGCGCCCGGGGAGCUGGCUGCGCGUGCGCACUUCCCGGGCCCAGUGACACGCGCCGAGGUGGAAGCGAGACUGGGUGCCUGGGCAGGCGAAGGCACAGCAGGAGGGGCUGCACUGGGCGCCCUCUCUUUCCUGUGGCCUGCGGGUGGCGCAGCGGCGACAGGUGGCCUAGGUUACCGGGCUGCCCACGGCGUCCUGCUGCAGGCUCUGGAUGAGAUGCGGGCAGAUGCUGAGGCUGUGCUGGCACCCGGGGAGCCAGCCCAGUGAAAGGUGGGGUAGGAUGCAGGCCUGGGAGCACCCCUGAGAGCCCCAAGUCCCAGUUAAAGGGGUAAGGGCUUGAAAGUCUGAGCCAGAUGCAAGGGUGGGGGGAGAUGCUAUUCAGAGUCUUUGUAUUGGGGGGGUGCAGGCUCUGACUUCUUUUUGGGGUAUGUGGAAUCCUGAAGGGGAAUCAAAUUUGGGAGACAGGACUCCUGAUUUUUCUGUGGACUAUGAUGUAUUGGUGGCCUGGACUCCUA
Messenger RNA from Octodon degus (degu), 2202 nucleotides. RefSeq names its product immunity related GTPase Q (gene Irgq). Gene Ontology annotation, molecular function: GTP binding. NCBI's taxonomy places the organism in Eukaryota, Metazoa, Chordata, Mammalia, Rodentia, Octodontidae. The transcript is spliced from 3 exons. Bases 95 to 1954 code for a protein of 619 amino acids. The record is from RefSeq and is a predicted model, not a curated record.